Messenger RNA from Perca fluviatilis (European perch), 1170 nucleotides. RefSeq names its product exosome complex component RRP40-like. Gene Ontology annotation, biological process: U4 snRNA 3'-end processing; exonucleolytic trimming to generate mature 3'-end of 5.8S rRNA from tricistronic rRNA transcript (SSU-rRNA, 5.8S rRNA, LSU-rRNA); TRAMP-dependent tRNA surveillance pathway. The transcript is spliced from 4 exons. Gene Ontology annotation, molecular function: RNA binding. NCBI's taxonomy places the organism in Eukaryota, Metazoa, Chordata, Actinopteri, Perciformes, Percidae. The record is from RefSeq and is a predicted model, not a curated record. Bases 75 to 809 code for a protein of 244 amino acids. Gene Ontology annotation, cellular component: cytoplasmic exosome (RNase complex); nuclear exosome (RNase complex).
CUGUGUGUCCCAGUGAUAUCAGUCCCCGGAACAACAACAACAACCCAUGUGAGAGAAGCUGUGGAGUCUCCGCCAUGUUCUCCGGUUUAAAAGAUAAAGUCGGGGAGGUCUUGUUACCGGGAGAUGAGUUCUCCUUGGAGACCGAGGACACCAUCUCUCUGACGGAGCGCGUGAAGCCGGAGAAGGUCGUGUGUGGCCCGGGUCUGAGGCGGAGCGGAGACCGGCUGCUGGUGUGUAAAAGCGGCGUGCUGCGACACAAACAGCCCAACAUGUUCUGGAUGGACUCCCAGCAGAGGAGGUAUGUCCCCGCUAAAGGAGAGACCAUCAUCGGCAUCGUGACGGUUAAAUCCGGAGACGUCUUCAAGGUGGACUUUGGAGGAAGUGAGCAGGCGUCUCUGUCCUACCUGGCGUUUGAGGGCGCCACCAAGAGGAACCGACCCAACGUCCAGGUGGGCGACCUGGUGUUCUCCCAGUUUGUCGUAGCCAAUCGGGACAUGGAGCCGGAGCUGGUGUGUGUGGACAGUUCAGGACGAGCCAAUGGGAUGGGAGUGUUUGGAGGUGGAGGGCUGCUCUUCACCGUGUCUCUGGGACUGGCCAGGAGGCUGCUGUCCCCCCACAGCGAGGUCCUGUCAGACCUGCAGACCCUGUUCCCCUGUGAGCUGGUGGUCGGGAUGAACGGCCGUCUGUGGGUCAGGUCGUCCAGCGUUCAGCAGACGCUCGUCAUCGCCAACCUGCUGCAGAGCUGUGACACCAUGACGGCCCCCCAGAGACAGGAUCUGUUCAGGAGGGCUGCACAGGGGGCGCUAUAACACCAUGACGGCCCCCCAGAGACAGGCGCUCUUCAGGAGGGGGUACAGGGGGGCGCUGUAGAGCCGGGACUGUAAAAGUGAAGCAGAAACAUCUGGAUUCUAUCGCUGAUGUUUGUUCUAAGUUUCUGUUUCUGAUCAUUUUGGUUCUUUAGAACUUUAUUUGAUGCUAUAAAAACAGGCUGAAGCCUCAUGAUUGGUCGGGCCGGUGUAUGGGCGGGACUUGGAUACGCUGCCGCUGCAAAAUAUUUCAACUUUUUUCUAGAAUUUUCUGACUUUUUGUCUCGUAAUAAUCGGACAAUUUUUGUGUGCAAAUACUCCAACUUAAAAAUAAAAAUAAAAAAUUCAAUAUAUUCUGAGUUUA